This is a messenger RNA of Tripterygium wilfordii, 3426 nucleotides long. Its product is annotated as lysine-specific demethylase JMJ706-like. NCBI's taxonomy places the organism in Eukaryota, Viridiplantae, Streptophyta, Magnoliopsida, Celastrales, Celastraceae. The transcript has 11 exons. The record is from RefSeq and is a predicted model, not a curated record. Gene Ontology annotation, molecular function: histone demethylase activity. Gene Ontology annotation, cellular component: nucleus. Gene Ontology annotation, biological process: chromatin remodeling. Bases 598 to 3015 code for a protein of 805 amino acids.
AAAACUAUAUAAAUCACCCACUCUUAGCCAAGCUCUUUUUCGGUUUUCUAAGCCUUCCGUUUCUUUUUUCUCACUCCAUACUUUUCUCUCUAUGCAGUAUUCCAGUUUAUUCUUACUACGCCGGUAACGUAUUCUUCUCGCCGGGAAACCGCUCACUGUUUCUUUCACCGGCGACGAUCCAACUUGAAUUUUCGAGAUUAACUCACUCGUUUUCACAUUCUAUCUUUAUUCUCGAAUCAUAUGUUUCUAUUUUGUGACUCGGCGUUGGUUCUCCGAGUUUGACUCUGUCGCUUUUUGUUUGGCUCGUUUUGAGAGAAUGUGGGGCGGUUGGCGGCCGUUGAAGGCUUUUCUUCUGGUAGGAGGAAGAGAUCGUGAUCUAGGGUUUAUUUUUUCGGAUUUGAUUCGUUUCUUUGGCGGUUUGGUUCCAUUGUUUGCGAGUUGAAGACGGAGGCGUAUAGAAGGCGUCUGCGGAAUGAGAUGCUGGAAGGAAGGGCCUGUUUGUCCAAAGAGGCUAGAAAUGGGUUAUAAUUUCUCAAGCACAAAAGGCUUCAACAAAUGAAAUCCAUCAUUGUCAGUUAGACAGUUGGUGUUACCAACAUGAUGAGUAGAAGCGGAGGAGAUGCUCUGAGGUCUGCGGCAUCAUGUGGUGUGAGAUUUCAUGGUACUGCAGAUUCUUCUUCUCAGUCAUGUGGCAUUUCAAUUGGAAAGGAUGCCUUUUCAAAGCGCAAGGUGGAUAAGUUUGAUACAAGUGAUCUAGAAUGGACUGCAAGAAUUCCGGAGUGUCCUAUAUACUAUCCGACAAAAGAGGAGUUUGAGGAUCCUUUAGUUUAUUUGCCGAAGAUAGCUCCAGAAGCUUCAAGAUAUGGUAUGUGCAAGAUCAUUUCCCCUCUGAGUGCGUCUGUCACUGCAGGUAUUGUACUAAUGAAGGAGAAAGCAGGAUUCAAAUUUACUACUAGGAUGCAGCCUCUUCGCCUCGCUGAGUGGGAUAUUGAUGACAGAGUUACCUUCUUCAUGAGUGGAAGAAACUAUACUUUUCGUGACUUCGAGAAAAUGGCGAACAAGGUUUUUGCUCGUAGAUAUUAUAGUGCUGGUUGUCUUCCUGCGUCAUACUUGGAAAAAGAAUUUUGGCAUGAAAUUGCUUGUGGAAAGACAGAAACCGUUGAGUAUGCAUGCGAUGUUGAUGGUAGUGCAUUUUCGUCUUCUCCCAAUGAUCCACUUGGAAGUAGCAAAUGGAACUUGAAGAAACUUUCACGGUUGCCAAAGUCCAUUUUGCGUCUUUUGGAAACGGCUAUUCCGGGAGUAACUGAGCCCAUGCUUUACAUUGGGAUGUUGUUUAGCAUGUUCGCCUGGCACUUGGAAGAUCAUUAUUUGUAUAGUAUUAAUUAUCAUCAUUGUGGGGCAUCAAAAACUUGGUAUGGCAUUCCAGGUCAUGCAGCUUUAAAAUUUGAGAAGGUGGUCAGGGAACAUGUCUAUACCCAAGAUAUCCUAUCCAUUGAUGGGGAGGAUGGAGCAUUUGACAUGCUUCUCGGGAAAACAACUUUGUUUCCUCCAAGUAUACUGUUAGAACAUGAUGUUCCUGUAUACAAGGCUGUACAAAAGCCAGGGGAAUUCGUAAUUACUUUCCCUCGAGCAUAUCAUGCUGGUUUUAGUCACGGUUUUAACUGUGGGGAGGCUGUGAACUUUGCAAUCGGUGACUGGUUUCCUCUGGGGGCUGUAGCCAGCCGCCGUUAUGCUUUUCUCAACAGAAUGCCUAUGCUUCCACAUGAGGAGCUUCUGUGUAAAGAGGCAAUGUUUCUUUAUACCAGUUUAGAACUUGAAGACCCAGAUUAUUCUUCUACAGACUUGAGCUCUCAACAUUGUGUUAAGGUUUCUUUUGUGAAACUUAUGCGUUUCCAGCAUUGUGCUCGUCGGUCUCUUAUGAAAUCAUGGGGAUGUAUCAGUCUUUCUUCGAAUCCCCAUGGAACAAUUCUAUGCACUUUAUGCAAACGAGAUUGUUACGUAGCUUUCCUUAACUGCAGCUGUUGCUUGCAUCCAGUGUGUCUGCACCAUGCUAUGGAGUCCCUUGAGUUCUCAUGUGGGAGAAGUCGUACUUUGUUUUUGAGGAAUGACAUUUUAGAAAUGGAAGCUGCGGCAAAGAAGUUUGAGCAGGAAGAUGGAAUAUUAGAGGAGAUUUUGCCGCUAGCUAAAAGUGAUGAUGAUUUGUACACAUAUCCUGCACCGUAUUCAUGCCAGGGAUUUGCUGAGGAAGGAUAUGCUCCCUAUUGUGGGGUUAAAUUUUCUAUGAAUGAGAAUUCUACUCUGGCUAAUUCAGCGGAGCCAAUUCAUCGCCAGCAUACACUGAACCAUAGCACAAGAAAAUUUAGACCUGAAACUUCAGACCCCUCCACUGCUUGUGCAGAUUGGAGUUUAGAGCCUUUUGGAAUGUCAUCUAUGCCCAGAAAUGAGUAUCCGGUGCGAGCUAACUUGGGGAGUACUGAUUCUAAGACGUUCUCUGAAGAAAUAUCACAUUGCACAUAUGAUUCUUCUCUAUCCUCCCUUUCACGAGAUGAAUGCUCGAGUACACAGCAAAGAAAUUAUGUAUCAGAGCCUAAGGCUAGUAUGGAUCAAGAUAGUGACGGUUCUGAUUCAGAGAUAUUUAGAGUCAAACGGCGUUCAUCGUUGAAAGUGGAUAAGAGAAAUGCUAAUAAUGUCAUAUCAUCGAAGAGUUCUGAAUACCAGGGGCUUAAAAGAUUGAAGAAACUUCUACCUGAAGUAAGGAGUGAGCAAUCAAUGUCAUCAGAGUGCCAAAGAACUGCUGGACUAACCUGCAAUUCCACUUUUAGCUUUAAAGAGGGUCGGAAGGACAGGCUUGCUAAUGGAAGUAUGAUUCCUAUGUCUAUUAAGUUCAAAAAGUUGGCAAAUGAUGAACCGAGUAGAAAGCAAGAACGCAGUAGAGUAGACAGGUUCCAGCUUGAGUUGGGGAAGAAGAUCAUGAAGUAUGAUUCCUCAUUUUUAGGCUCGGAGAGAAAGAUAUAAAUUGGUCCUUGGGUAAAAAAUGACGAUAAAUCUGGCUGACAUGCCUCUGGAGCAAUGUCUUGAGGCUGACAUGCUAAUGGGGGUUCUAACGAACAACACGGUAAGUGUGCAAGAUCUGUUUGGGGAGCAGUGGCUAAAAUUAACCGACUUUAGGGCAAAAUUUUUAUUCUCUGUAGGGCCUCAAAUUGGGUGCCUUCCACGGAAUGUAUUUUUGGGUUCUCUGGCCAGGGUAUUUUUCCUUCGAUGUAAAUUUGCCAUUAGCAGUCCAAUUAAUUCUUACGCAGGAAAGUGGGUAUUUCCACUUCUCCAUUUAACAUCAGUCUGCUGCUGCCACCCUUGACUGACUUUCUUCAUUCUUUUGGUAGCAAGUGACUACUCGAAUAAAUACGCGAGAAAUGCUUCUUCUUUUUU